UCCUAUCAAUAGCACGCAUCCUAAGAAAGUUGUCGCAACAUAAUUACCUUCAUCUCUACGAUUUUAUUGGCUACGUUUCGUUGCGUGUGACAUAAACAACGUUUCAGGUUUAUAAAGACGUAUCCGAAGUUUUUUGUUGAUUUCGUACGUCAAACCUCGGGCUGCUGCUAACAUCAGAUCGGCUGAAAGUCCUAGAAACAAGAUGACAUCCUGUGUGUACCAACUGGUGUGUGCUGUCUGUGUGCUGAUGUCUUGUCUGCCACAGACAUCGGCAGACUUUAGUACAGAGAGAGGGAAAGUGAAUGAAGCUUGCAGCAAAACUUUAGACACAUGUUUAAUGCUGUCUGGAAGUUCAACACCUUCAAGUGACGCUGGUUGGUGCACUCUGUUUGGGGGUACAGUCAAUGGCGUCAGCGCCUACCAGUGUGUUGUACGGAUCGGACUUUGUACAGACGAGGAGUUUGUGGCUCUCAAAAAUGGAGCUUGUCGUCAGACGGCUACGGUCCAGACACAGUCCAGUUAUCUAAAGACAUAUUUGUAUAAUGUGGUAAAAUCGACCAGCUCAGCUUGCCAGGAUCAAAUAGUUGAUUGUAUUUUCGGGUCCAGUGUGGCCACUGUUUUAAAACAACAGGAGCAGUACUGUAAACUGAUGAACCUUGGGAUCACCGGCAAGACCACCACGACAUGUCUUUCCCCAGCUUGCUCAACAACAGAACUUACGAGCCUGAAAAUAAUCUCGUGCUUGACAACCCAAUCCCAACCUUUUUCUGACGCCAUCGUGGCAACUUCUCAGGUGUGUCAAAAUGGUAUGGAGUCAUGCACCUAUGGCGUCACAGAGGCGUUAGCUUUAAUAAAAGGCGAGAAGUACUGUGACGUCAUGAGUCUGUCAUUUGCAACCACAGCUCACGAUUGCCUGAUAGCAGCAGGCUGUACAGAGACUGAAUUUCAGAAUCUAAAAGCAGCAGCCUGCAGUAAUUCUCAUAUUGUAGACUUUAAUAAGGAGCGAGGGAAAGUGUCUGAAGCUUGCAGGAAAACGUUAGACACAUGUGUAAUUCUGUCUGGAAGUUCAACACCUUCUACAGACGCUGACUGGUGUUAUCUUUUGGUGGCACCACUCAAUAGCGUCAGCGCCUACCAGUGUGUUGUACGGAUCGGACUUUGUACGGACGAGGAGUUUGUGGCUCUCAAAAAUGGAGCUUGUGGUCAGACGGCUACGGUCCAGACACAAUCCAGUUAUCUAAAGACAUAUUUGUAUAAUGUUUUAAAAUCGACAAACUCAGCUUGCCAGGAUCAAAUAGUUGAUUGUAUUUUCGGGUCCAGUGUGGCCACAGUUUUAAAACAACAGGAGCAGUACUGUAAACUGAUGAACCUGGUUGUUACCGGAAAAACGACUCGGGAUUGUCUUGCUCCCGUCUGCACAUCAUCGGAAUUUAUUAAUCUGAAAACAACCGCCUGCUCGACAACCCAAUCCCAACCAUUUUCUGACGCGAUCGUGGCAACCUCUCAGAUGUGUCAAGACGGUAUGGAGUCAUGCACCUAUGUUGUCAAAGAGGCGUUAGCUUUGAUCAAAAGCGAGAAGUACUGUGACGUCAUGAGUCUGUCAGGGACAACCACAUCUCACGACUGCCUGAUAGCAGCAGGCUGCACGGAGACAGAGUUUCAGAACGUGAAGGCAACAGCCUGCAGUGGAUCUAAUAUUGUAGAAUUUAUUACACAGAGAACAAUGAUGUCUACAGCUUGUAGCAAAACGCUGGACACAUGUGUAAAGUUGUCUGAAAGUCCAACCCCUACAAGUAACGCUGGUUGGUGCACUCUGUUUGGGGCAACAGUCAAUGGUGUCAGCGCCUACCAGUGUGUUGUAAGGAUCGGACUUUGUACAGACGAGGAGUUUGUGGCUCUCAAAAAUGCAGCGUGUGGUCAGAAGGCUGCGGUCCAGCAAGCGUCCAGUGCUCUAAAGAUAUCUAUGUACAAUGUGGUAAAAUUAACAAGUGACACUUGCAAGAGUAAAAUAGUUGAUUGUAUUUACGGGUCCAGUAUCGCCACAGUUUUAAAACAACAAGAGCAGUACUGUAAACUGAUGAACCUUGGGAUCACCGGAAAAACAAUAAAAAACUGUCUGGCUGGCUAUUGCUCCUCUGCUGAAAUUGUAAAUCUGAAAACAAUUGCUUGCUUGACAACCCAAUCCAAACCAUUUUCUGACGCCAUCGUAGCAACCUCUCAGAUGUGUCAAGAUGGUAUGGAGUCAUGCACUUUUGGCGUCAUACAGGCGUUAGCUUUGAUCAAAGGCGAGAAGUACUGUGACGUGAUGAGUCUGUCUGUGGCAACUACAGCUCACGAUUGCCUGAUAGCAGCAGGCUGUACAGAGACUGAAUUUCAGAAGGUAAAGGCAGCAGCCUGCAGUGGUUCUAAUAUUGUAGACUUUAAUACGGAACGAGGGAAAGUGUCUGAAGCUUGCAGCAAAACGUUGGAGACAUGUGUAACUCUGUCUGGAAGUUCAGCCCCUUCAAAUGACGCUGGUUGGUGCUUUCUGUUUGGGGCAACAGUUAAUGGCGUCAGCGCCUACCAGUGUGUUGUAAGGAUCGGACUUUGUACAGACGAGGAGUUUGUGGCUCUCAAAAAUGGAGCUUGUCGUCAGACGGCUAAGGUCCAGCAACAGUCCAGUUAUCUAAAGACAUAUUUGUAUAAUGUGGUAAAAUCGACCAGCUCAGCUUGCCAGGACCAAAUAGUUGAUUGUAUUUUCGGGUCCAGUGUGGCCACAGUUUUAAAACAACAAGAGCAGUACUGUAAACUGAUGAACCUGGUUGUUACCGGAAAAACGACACGGGAUUGUCUUGCUCCCGUCUGCACAUCAGCUGAAUUUAUUAAUUUGAAAACAACCGCCUGCUCAACAACCCAAUCACAAUCAUUUCCUGAUGCCAUCGUGGCAACCUUUCAAAUGUGUCAAGAUGGUAUGGAGUCAUGCACCUAUGGCGUCAAAGACGCGUUAGCUUUGAUCAAAGUCGAGAAGUACUGUGACGUCAUGAGUCUUACCACUGUUCACGACUGCCUGAUAAAAGUAGGCUGCACGGAAACUGAGUUUCAGAAAGUGAAAACAGCAGCCUGCAGUGGUUCUAAUAUUAUGGCUUCUCUUAUCAUGUUGGCAAUUGCUCUACUUCUUCAGCUUUUUUUAUACUAAUUGUUACGUAUAAGAUAUAAGACGCGAACAUCAAUAUUACACGUAGCAAAUGUUCAAAAGUUUAUGUUGAAAAGUUUAAUAUUUGAAUGGACAAAAUUUAAUUACAAAUAAAAUAUUGCAAGUUAAGAUUAUAAAACUUUCGUGUGAUAUUAAAUGGCGAAAAACAAAAUUGUGAAAAGAAAACAAAUUACCAGCUCAGAACCCGUGAUUCUUUCAAGCAAUUUUCUCCAUGGAGUCACUUGAAACUUUUGGAGGCGGACGGUGGACGGACGAAUAAGUGUUACAGCAUAUAUUUUCUGUUUAAAUUAUAUAUUCUUUCUAUUUCAGCCAUGACCAUGAGGGGGGUGGGGUAGUGGGUGUCGACAUGCUAUCAAUAAUUCUUCCUCCUAGAAUAAAUUAUAUACAAAUCUACAAAGAUAGCGUUUUAUCAUAAAUAUGGCUAAUUUUUAAAAAAAAACUUGUGCCAACAUAUUUAAGUGACAACCAUCGUUGUUGGCAAUAGAUUCUAUGUAAUGGGGAUCAAACCAUCGAUUUAGCAUUACAUCAUUGAAAUAUGCCAAGUGUUGACAUGGAGUAGAAAUUUUGCAUCAGUUUAUCACCCAAAGAUGUGGCGUUAACAUAGUUGAUAUUCUAUAUCUUACUUGUCAGUAUGAUUUGCCUAACCUUAACUCUAAUUCGAGCUUAGUUCGAGGCCCAUCGUGGCUCAAAUAACCUUUAUGAUAGGCUGAUAAUAUAUAUAUAU
This is a messenger RNA of Physella acuta, 3917 nucleotides long. RefSeq lists its product as uncharacterized. Lineage: Eukaryota; Metazoa; Mollusca; Gastropoda; Physidae. The record is from RefSeq and is a predicted model, not a curated record.